AUUUGACAUGACCCAACCCUAUAACCGACUCAAUCUAUCGAUCUAUGAUGGGCAGUUGGGUACAUCAUACAUGAGUCCCUCGCCUUUUAUCAAGUGUAGGCCUCUUCGCAAAUUGGCUAUCUUGGGAGUUUUGAGUACAUCAUACUUAGCUACUUCUGCCCUCUGCGCUGAUCAGGCGAUCUACACAAUUUAUCAAGUGAGAAAGUCAUGGAUGAACGUGAAUUCCAACGCCUCCUUGCCCUUUUUCCAGUCGUCCGAACUCCCGAUUACAUUGAAGCCAACUCGGAACCAUCAAGUCAAUCAACUUCACAAGCAGGAAGGGAUGAGGUAAAAGAAUGGCAAGAUGCUUGGGGUGACCAAGAAACCAAGAAGCAAGAUGACUUCUGGGAUAAACUAAGAUCUUCUGCAGAGGAAAAGGUCGGCUCAGCUGAGGCAGAGAAAUUUUGUAAUGCCUUCCAGAAAAUAUAUCAUAAACUGGUGCAUGAAGAGCUUAGUAGAGAAGUGAUUCAAAGCUAUUUAUACUCGUCUUCAUCUUGAUCGUCUUACUUUGCUCAAAAGGUUUCUACCUCCUCCCAUCUCCUAAAUUUGCAUGAAGCAUACAUAUUACGUAGAAUCUAGAUGAUCCACAAAUCUACAGCUAUGUCUGUUCGUUUUCAAGUUUUGUAUGUACUGAACUUUGCUGCAGAUGCAGUCCCUCGUCUGAUUCGAAGAUGACAGAAGUGAAUUAGAAAUUGGCUGUUGGUAGUUAGAUGUUGUAAUUCUUAUGAACAUCUCCGAUGAUUUGAUGUUUUGUUGACGUGGGCUCUUUAAGCCUUGAACAAAUCAUGAUUUAUUGUCAGAAUUUUUUGCGUUGUUGCAUUUGAAUGCCCAAUGGCUCGCCGCUUGUGAAAGUUAUAUGGUGGUCAGCUUCAUGCUCACAGAGAUUGUUGGUUUUGAGAGACUUGAUUACAGUGUAAAUGUUUAUUGACAUAAAACUUCAAGAUUAUAGUGUAGUUGA
Amaranthus tricolor (Joseph's coat) is the source of this 997-nucleotide messenger RNA. RefSeq lists its product as uncharacterized. NCBI's taxonomy places the organism in Eukaryota, Viridiplantae, Streptophyta, Magnoliopsida, Caryophyllales, Amaranthaceae. The coding region runs from base 208 to 537 and encodes 109 amino acids. The transcript has 6 exons. The record is from RefSeq and is a predicted model, not a curated record.